Molecule: messenger RNA, 375 nt
Organism: Prorocentrum cordatum
Lineage: Eukaryota; Dinophyceae; Prorocentrales; Prorocentraceae
Source: the annotation of a GenBank genome assembly
AUGCGCCGCGAGGACCCCGAGCUGUGCGUGGCGCUCCUGCUGUCGGCGACCUCCAGCCGGGAGAUGCUGCGGCGGCGCCACGUCCUGCACAGAUUCGAGCCGGGGCCCGUGGAGAUCAUCGACGGGGUGCGGCGGAAGUUCACCACGACCUUCUGCUCGAGAGAUCUGGACCGCGGAGGAGGAGAAGGUUCAAUCCGAAUCAGAUCUUGGCCUCCUUCAGCGACCGUGUGCGCCUCCGUGCUAUUGACGAUCGCGCCGGGCAGCUGGUCAGUCCCGCGAACAUCAUCGACAGGUCUGGGACGGCACUGGUCUGAGUCCGAGCAGCGCGUCAAUCUUGCAAGCUGUCGGUGCAGCACAAUUUUCUCCACGACAUAG